CGCAUAGCAACAUGCAAGUCCUUGCUACUCUCGCUGAGCAAUGAGUACGUACCCCGGAGCCCAUAACGAAAGGUGCAUUGUCAAUGCGCACAGUACUUGAGCAGAUAAAGCUUGCUACAGAUAUCCCCGACUCCGUUGCGCUCAGCCUUGCGGCCAAGCCAAAGCCCGUAUCCUCUUGGGGAAGUCGGGCAAAGAAGGCAGAACGCAAGGAAAGAAACUCGCCUGGUAAGGGAGCCGCUGUGAAGAAGCAGUCCCCUACGCCCAAGACCAUCCGCAUGCGCGCUGGCCGCCUUGCGGCUCUGAAAGAUAUGCCAAUGGACAUAUUUUUGGAGAUCGUCAAGAAGCUCGAUCCCUUGGCACUCCUUCGUCUGGCUCAGUCCUCGAAGUAUUUCCGGUCUCUUCUCAUGACGCGAAGCGCCCGUCAUCUUUGGGUCGCUUCCUUCCGCAACGUCCCGGGCGUGCCGCCUUGCCCGCCCUACAUAUCCGAGCCACGAUACGCUGCCGUGCUUUUCGACCAGUACUGCUUUGCGUGUGGAAAUGCGCGCUCAACCAACGUUGACCAUACCGCGUGCGUAAGACUCUGCACGCCAUGCUUCAAGACGAACGAAGGUAGACAGAUGUACCGAGGCCGAGAACUCUCUCCAAAGCGGCAAAAGCUGCUGCCCACGCUCUGCGGAUCGAUCGUGCACUAUCAUCCGGCUUUCCAUGAUCGCUCGGCUCGGAUCGCGCAGGAAAACUUCAAUAUGCUUACGUUUUACGUUCCCGAGUGGAACGCUGUCGUCGACCAGCUCUCGACCAUGGACGCUCGCGUCGAGCUGCCGUCGUUCGCAGAGGAGCGCCGGGCCUUUGUGACUUUGAUGCAGGCCCAUGCCAGGUCUGUUCUGGAGUGGAAAAGUGGUUGUUACGUUCAAAAGUGGGCUGAAGAAGACGCUGCAGUCAAAGACCGCAAGACUGCCAUUCUCGAGAGGUUGGGUGCGCUGGGGUAUACCGCGGACGACUAUCCGAACAAUGAUGCGUGGAAGAAGAUUCUCGACCGGCCCACAAGGCUCACAGAGCGAAUUUGGAAGACAGCUCUGCCGAAGCUUCGUGCGCUCAUCGACCAGAAACGUGUGGACGAUGGCCAAGCUGCGUUCGAGCAGCGUCUCGAGCAGCGGCGCGCGGAAUUCCAGCCCUUCUACGAAGACUUCUUGCAGAACACGCUCUCCGACGCGGAUCGCGAAUUCGCCCCCAACUGGCACGACGCGUGCGCCCUGCCCAGCGUUCACGGACUACUCAACGAAAACCGUGCGACUGUUAUUGUCACCCAGGCGCGGGUCACCACCAUUCAAUCGCGUCUCCUACUCGACGUGCGGGCGUCCGCCCAGCAAACGAAGCGCGACCUGAUGGAGAUGCUUCAUCGCGAGACACAUGGGUCCAAGGGUCCCUUGAUGUUUCGCGGGCCACGCGAAUACUCGCCGAUGCCCCCAUACGACAUGGCCGAGAUCGAGGCGGAACUCGCAAAGGCGACCUCGUUGUUCACCUGUCACCGCUGUCCGCUCAAGUCGGCCUCAGCGCAGGUCAUUGUCGCGCACUGGCGCACCGAGCACCCGUCGCUCAAGUGGAACGACAAGUGGCCGAUUGAGCAAAUCUUCGACCGUCGCCGCAAGUUCUCGGAGUGGCCGUCGCAGCUGCCCUGGGUCAGUGCGAAGCCUGCUGGGCCGUCGCGCACUAAGACGGCGCUCGAGACCCUUGGUCUACCUGAGGACACGUCAAUGGCGCAGAUGGAUAGCUGGGUCCGCGAGGGUAGGCUGAUCUGUCGCUGCGGUCAUCCGGGACUUGCAGCUGUUGCAGAGAACGGCUGGGGCGGUCUGAUGCACCACGUCAGCAAGGAGAUAGAAUGGUGUCAUCGGAUCUCGGGGUGGAGCCGCUCUCGCCAUUACUUUGGUCCGGACGUCGCCAACAACCACCACUUGAGCGGGGAAACGCCAUGCCUGCAGCUCCUUGCAGAGGGCGAACAGAUGAUGCUUUCUGAGUACGCUAUCCCGGGCGAUGUCGUCGCGGAGGUCACUGCCCUCCUGAAUGCGAACGACGUCAAGCCCACGUGCUCGACGUGCUACCGGAUGGUCAAGGAUGGCAGCCACUGGAACGGGCUCUACCUGGAGAAGGACGUGCAGGUGCUCGCUCAUCACAUGAAGACAAAACAUGACAAGGCGCUCUCCAAGAACUCGAUCUGCUUCUACAGCUAUCGUGACGACGACUAUUGA
This is a messenger RNA of Trametes versicolor FP-101664 SS1, 2243 nucleotides long. RefSeq lists its product as uncharacterized. The coding region runs from base 84 to 2243 and encodes 719 amino acids. Gene Ontology annotation, molecular function: protein binding. NCBI's taxonomy places the organism in Eukaryota, Fungi, Basidiomycota, Agaricomycetes, Polyporales, Polyporaceae. The transcript is spliced from 13 exons. The record is from RefSeq and is a predicted model, not a curated record.